Molecule: messenger RNA, 4366 nt
Organism: Carcharodon carcharias (great white shark)
Lineage: Eukaryota; Metazoa; Chordata; Chondrichthyes; Lamniformes; Lamnidae
Product: nuclear factor NF-kappa-B p100 subunit-like
Exons: 23
Coding region: 337-2997 (886 amino acids)
Biological process (GO): innate immune response; cellular response to stress; inflammatory response
Cellular component (GO): cytoplasm
Molecular function (GO): RNA polymerase II cis-regulatory region sequence-specific DNA binding; DNA-binding transcription factor activity, RNA polymerase II-specific; protein binding
Source: RefSeq, a predicted model, not a curated record
GAGCGACAGAGAGCGAUAGAGGUAGAGACAUAGACAGAGACUGGAGAUAGGGACAGAGAUAGAGACAGAAACAGAGAGUGGAGACUGGGACAUAGAGACAGAGAUACAGACAGAGACAGAGAGACAGGGACAGGGAGAGAGAGAGAGUGGGGACAGUCUGGUUACAAAGUGACUGGGUACAGGGAGAGAGCAAUAAGGCGGAGGGGGAAUCAGAUCCAUUCCGCAAGAGCUGGAGGAUCCGAGUGAGGAGCAGCAGCGAGCGCCGCUAGGAGCCUCCCCUCCCCGGAUGAGUGAGCACUGAAUCAGGCCGUAAUCGGAGCCCAAUCACGGUCAAGGAUGGAUGAUACAUACAGCCUGGGGACGCAAGAUGGUGGCAGUGAUUUCGGACAACUGGACCUCCACAUGUUGAACAACACUGAGAGUGCACUCGAGUCAGUUGGUCCAUUUCUGCACAUCUCAGAACAACCGAAACAGAGAGGAUUCCGAUUCCGCUAUGGCUGUGAAGGGCCAUCUCACGGAGGCCUUCCAGGAGCAUCCAGUGAAAAGAAUCGCAAGACAUACCCAACCAUAAAGAUUUUAAAUUACACUGGUAAUGCAAAAAUUGUCGUCCAGCUGGUGACAGCCAAAGAUCCUCCCAAAUUGCACGCUCACAGCCUGGUUGGGAAACAAUGCACAGAUGAUGGUGUCUGUAUCGUUCAAGUCGGACCAAAGGACAUGACAGCACAGUUUACUAAUCUGGGCAUUCUACAUGUCACAAAGAAGAAUGUUCCGGAUGUCCUGUUCGACAGGUUAUUUAAUGAGAUGUACCAGAGGAAUCCUUUGGAUAGAAAGAAUUUUCUGAGCAAGGGCAUAAUGUCAGCCCAGGAAAUUCAGCAGUUUCGACAAGAAUCUGAGCAGUCAGCAAAGGAGAUGGAUCUAAGCGUUGUGAGGCUACAGUUCACAGCUUACCUCCCUGACAGUGAAGGCAUGUACACACUUCCGCUUGAACCCGUCGUCUCAGACCCCAUCUUCGACAGCAAGGCUCCAAAUGCUUCCAAUCUGAAGAUUGUCAGAAUGGACAAGACGUCAGGCUGUGUGACUGGAGGAGAUGAGAUUUACCUCUUGUGUGACAAGGUUCAGAAAGAUGACAUCCAAGUCCGUUUCUAUGAGGACGAUGACAAUGGUUGGGAGGCAUAUGGAGACUUUGGACCCACCGAUGUUCACAGACAGUUUGCGAUUGUUUUCCGGACCCCACGAUACUGGAACAUCGAUAUUGAAAAACCAAUCACAGUCUUUGUCCAGCUGAAGAGGAGGAAAGAUGGAGAAACUAGUGAGGCCAAAGCAUUCACAUACUGCCCCAGAGUGGAAGACAAAGAGGAGGUCCAUCGGAAGAGGCUGAAGAGGCUCCCUCACUUCUCUGACCAUUUUGGAGGAGGGAGUUCAUCAGGGGGGGCUACAGGGUUUGGAGGAAGAGGAGGAGGAGGAGGAGGUUAUAACUUCAAUUCUAUCGGAUUUGUGAACAGUUUUGGAAACCCACACUGUACGUACCAACAGGGAAUGCAGCAUGCUGGGGGACCACAGGGGUGUAUGGAACUAACCACUGAGCAGGGCCUCCAACAGAUCACUACAUCUCAACCCAGAGCCCAGGGCACAGACAGCUCUUCAGGGGAGGUCCAACAGAUAACCCUCCAGCCAGAGCAAUUUCUUCAUAUGAGAGCUCUGCAAAUUACACAGCGCACAGCCCGGGCUUUACUGGACUACGCCAUCACUGGAGACGUCCGCAUGCUACUGGCUGUCCAGAGACACCUGACAGCUAUUCAGGAUGAAAAUGGAGACACGUCGUUACAUUUGGCCAUCAUCCAUCAACAGCCCCUUGUGGUCCAGCAGCUGCUGCAGGUUAUUGUUAGUAUUCCACGGCAGAACAUCAUCAACAUCCCCAAUGAUCUACGGCAGACUCCUCUGCACCUCGGAGUAAUCACCCAGCAACACAGGAUUGUUGAGUUACUGCUCACUGCUGGAGCUAAUGCCACCAUUUUAGAUCGUCAUGGAAACUCCAUUCUCCAUCUUGCCCUCCAUAGAAAGGAUGAGAAGAUGGUGGAAUUAUUGCUGGAACAUCUGAAGCCUCAGGCCCUCAGCAAACUGCUGACGUUACCAGACUGUAAUGGGUUGUACCCAGUGCACCUGGCAGUGAAAGCAGUGAAUAAAAAAUUGCUGCAAAUUCUGCUGAACAAAGGGGCAGAUAAAAACAUUGCUGAACAGAAAAGUGGCCGGACGCCUCUGCACUUAGCUGUGGAAAUCCAGAGUCUGAAUCUGGCUGGACACCUCUUGUUGGAAGCUGGUGUGGAAAUCGACCGUCCUACAUUCGAGGGGAACACUGCUCUUCACUUGGCUGCAGGCUAUGGUCUCCCAGCUCUCACCGCUAUGCUGCUUACUGCAGGAGCUGAUCAAAAUGCAGAAAACUAUGAGCCCAUAUUGGAUUCAGAGGAAGAGGAUGAAUUGGAUCAGGAGGUCUGUCAUGGGCACACACCAUUUGACAUCACUGUCAGUGAGAAGGUUCGUGACAUUUUACUGGGAGAAUCUUGGAAAUGGAAGGAAACGAAUCAGCAGUCGACUGAAGGCCAACAAGGCAGUGUUGCAUCACUCGGCCCUGAAGCCCUGGAAGAACUGAACAAAGUGUUAAACCAGGAGGUGGCAAGUUCGGACUGGGUACACCUAGCAGAAAAGCUGAAUCUUGGCUCCCUUUCUGAGCUACUCAAAACUGCCAAGUCACCAAGCAAGUCACUGUUGGAUAAUUUUGACAUUUCAGGUGGGACGAUUGAGCAGUUAGUUAACGCACUACAGUGCCUGGGUUUGGAGAAAGCGGUGAACAUUAUCCAGAAAACAGAAACAUAUAAAGCACUUCAAUCCUCAGAUGGGAAACAGUCAGUGGACAGUGCCUACGAGAGUGGCUCGCAAAAGGAAAUCAGCCCAAAGGAUAAUCUGACCCCCACAACACUGACCAGUGAGCAGCAGGUUUAACCGGGAACAUCUAAUGUUUAUACACACCUGAGAUAUUAGAAAAGAGAAAGUCAUUCCUGCAAACUGUAGUUUGUAACAAACUGAUCAACCGUAUGCCUUUAAAAAGAAUAUGUGUGUGUGUGUUGCCCAUUUGGAUUCUGUCUUCUUUGUACUAAAGACUGCUGAUCAAUGGAUGGCUCUUGUGUCGUGGUGACAUGUGUCAUGAUCUACUGAUUGGUGUAUCAGCUGAAACCCAAAAAUCGUGCCUGUUCCAGUAUUGAAUUAAUUGCCGUGUUCUAAUGGGUGAUGCAGUGACCUCACUGUGGAUGAACAGUUGAUUAAUGUUUACACAUCUGUACAAAAGGGUUCACAUUUCAUACAGAACACAAUUAUGAGUUGUCUCUUGCUGUGCUCGGCCUGUGAUGUGUACGUUGGGUUUAGUUGACAGAGGGCAGAGCUGAGGACAGCAACCACAGGGCAUGGUGAAGAGCCAUGGGGAAAUUCGGGCCACCAUCCUGAAUGGGUCCAACUCUCUCCUUCACCCCCACCCCCCAAAAUGGUCAGGUUACAGGCUCUCCCCAUGACCUCCUUAAGGUAAACCAUGAUGUUGCUUUUUAUCUCAACCCCAGUCCACCAAAUUGGUACUUGCAUAGAAAUGGGCCUGGAAGCUGCCUCUCAUUACUCCCUCUCCAACUGGUUUAGAGCAGCAGGCACCUGCCAUGGCCUCGAUUUAGUUACACAGGAAAAAUACUUUCAAAUGCUGUCACUUUGAGGAAGAAAUGUCAGCAGAAUAUGGAGAGGCACUUCAUGGAGCCAGACUCUGUGAUUCCAAACAACUGAUGUUAGUCAGUAUUUCAUGGAGACUGGAUAACCAGCAGGUGAUGGAGUCACCCGUGCUUAGUUUCCCUCUUGCUCUAGUACUGAUCUGUAAUAUUUAUCUGUUUUUUGUUUAAUUUAUGAUUUUAUAAUGUAAGAUGUGAUAAUUAUAAGGGCAAUGGUGCACGGUUUAGUGUGAACUGAAUCCGGACAGCGACGAUCUAGUCAAUGAUUUUGCUGGAGCUCCUUUCACUGGUUCGGUUGGUGAACUGGAACCAGCUCUAUUCUAAAAAAAUACAUUCACGUUGAGCAGGCGCUUUACGAAGCUUCACUUUUAAGGAUGUAAAUGUAUUUAAGUGGAAGACAUUUUCUGCUAUCAUCACCACGGUCUCCCUGUGACAGACAGCUUCACAACAGAUGGGUGAUUGUACAGUUCUGUUUAAUGGUGAUUACCUGUGCAGUGUGUCUCCUGGCCAUUGCUAUAAGUGAAAAGCACUGUCAAUGCAAGUUCUGUCAUGUUUGUGGCUAAAAUUACUUCAGGACUAGUUACAAAAUAAAAGCUUUAAAAAACCAA